Molecule: messenger RNA, 6853 nt
Organism: Amphiprion ocellaris (clown anemonefish)
Lineage: Eukaryota; Metazoa; Chordata; Actinopteri; Pomacentridae
Gene: tpp2
Product: tripeptidyl peptidase 2
Exons: 29
Coding region: 76-3909 (1277 amino acids)
Biological process (GO): proteolysis
Cellular component (GO): cytosol
Molecular function (GO): tripeptidyl-peptidase activity; serine-type endopeptidase activity
Source: RefSeq, a predicted model, not a curated record
CUCCUCCCCGUCUCUCCCACCGUGUUGCUCUCUUCCCCAUUUCGCUGCUUUGUUUUCAUUGUCGCUCUUUUGAUCAUGGCUGCUCAUUCUACCGAGGAACCGUUCCCCUUCCACGGGCUGCUCCCCAAGAAAGAAACCGGCGCCGCCUCUUACCUCACCAGGUUCCCCGAGUACGAUGGCCGAGGGGUGCUCAUCGCUAUCCUCGACACCGGCGUGGAUCCCGGGGCCCCCGGCAUGCAGGUCACCACCGAGGGGAAGCCAAAGAUUGUCGACAUCAUCGAUACGACGGGCAGCGGCGACGUGAACAUGACCACGAUGGCAGAACCUAAAGAUGGGACAAUCACCGGCCUGUCUGGUAGAACGCUUAAGAUCCCUCCUGCCUGGGUCAAUCCAACUGGGAAGUAUCGCAUUGGAGUUAAAAAUGGCUAUGAGUUCUUCCCUAAGGCUCUUAAAGAAAGAAUACAGAAAGAGCGAAAGGAGAAGAUGUGGGACCCACCACACAGAGCAGCACUCGCUGAAGUCUGUCGCAAGACAGAGGAGUUUGACCUCGCUCAUCCUACACCCUCACAGAUUGAGAAGUUGCAGAAAGAAGAGCUGCAGAGUCAGUCAGAGCUGCUGGCAUCACUAGAAAAGAAGUACAGUGAUCCCGGUCCUGUAUAUGACUGUGUGCUUUGGCAUGAUGGCGUCACAUGGAAGGCUGUAGUUGACACUUCAGAGUGUGGAGAACUGUCCCAGUGCACUGUACUGAGCUCAUACAGAGAGACACAAGAGUAUGCCACAUUAGGAAAUGCAGAGAUGCUUAACUACUCUGUUAAUAUUUAUGAUGAAGGAAACACACUCUGCAUCGUCACCAGCGGAGGUGCUCAUGGGACACAUGUGGCAAGCAUUGCAGCAGGUUACUUCCCAGAGGAACCUGAGCGUAAUGGUGUGGCCCCUGGUGCCCAAAUUCUGGCUCUGAAGAUUGGAGACACCCGCCUCAGCACCAUGGAAACGGGCACAGGACUCAUUCGUGCGAUGAUUGAAGUAAUCAACUACAAGUGUGACUUGGUCAAUUAUAGCUAUGGGGAAGCCACUCACUGGCCCAAUUCAGGGAGGAUUUGUGAGGUGAUCACAGAAGCUGUGCAAAAGCACAAUGUGAUUUUUGUUUCAAGUGCGGGGAAUAACGGUCCCUGCCUGUCCACGGUCGGCUGCCCAGGAGGAACCACCAGCAGUGUCAUAGGUGUUGGAGCAUAUGUGACUCCUGACAUGAUGGUGGCAGAGUAUUCCCUGCGGGAGAAGCUGCCUCCCAACCAAUACACCUGGUCAUCCAGGGGCCCCAGUACUGAUGGGGCCCUGGGGGUCAGCAUCAGUGCCCCUGGCGGUGCCAUCGCAUCUGUACCCAACUGGACCCUUCGUGGUACCCAGCUGAUGAACGGCACAUCCAUGUCAUCCCCCAAUGCCUGUGGAGGAAUUGCACUCGUCCUGUCAGGACUGAAGCAGAAUGGGAUCAGCCCCUCUGUUCCUACUGUGAGGAGAGCGCUGGAAAACACAGCUCUGAAGGUUGAUGACAUUGAGGUGUUUGCACAGGGCCAUGGAAUAAUCCAGGUGGACAGGGCUUUAGACUACCUCACUCAGCACGCCUCUUUACCCACAAGCCACCUGGGUUUCUCAGUAAGCGUGGGCUCACAGAGAGGCAUCUACCUCAGAGAUCCAGCCCAGAUUCUUGCACCCUCAGAUCACGGAGUAGGAAUUGAGCCCAUCUUCCCAGAGAAAACAGGAAACUCUGAGCGAAUCUCCUUGCAGCUACACUUGGCGCUCACAUGUGCUGCCCCAUGGGUCCAGUGCCCCUCCCAUCUAGAGCUGAUGAACCAGUGUCGCCAUGUCAAUGUCCGCAUCGAUCCUGUGGGCCUGAGAGAGGGAGUGCACUACACAGAGGUGUGUGGGUAUGAUACAGCGGCACCUAGCUGCGGCCCACUAUUCAGAGUCCCAAUCACAGUUAUUAUCCCUGCAAAAGUGACAGAUAGUCGUAAUCAGGAGGUGAGCUUCACAGACGUCCACUUCAGACCAGGCCAGAUCAGACGCCACUUCAUCACUGUUCCUCAGGGAGCCUCCUGGGCAGAGAUCACACUGACCUCUCAUUCAGGAGAUGUAUCGUCCAAGUUUGUUCUUCACGCAGUGCAUCUGGUCAAGCAGAGGGCUUACAGAGCUAAUGAGUUCUACAAGUUCUCUUCACUGUUGGAAAGAGGCUCUCUAACUGAGGCCUUCCCCGUUCUGUCGGGUAGGGUAGUAGAGUUUUGCAUUGCUCGCUGGUGGGCAAGCCUGGGUGACGUCACGGUGGACUACAGCAUCUCCUUCCAUGGACUCAACACUUCUCCUUCACCGCUGCACAUACAUGCUUCAGAAGGAGUGACGAGUUUCGAUGUGUCGUCGCCUCUGAGAUAUGAGGAGGUGUCCCCAACUAUCACCCUUAAGUCAUGGGUUCAGCCCUUGAGGCCCUUAAGCUCGAAAAUAAAAGCCUUGGGAGUGAGGGAUGUUCUGCCUAAUAACAGACAACUCUAUGAGAUUGUCCUCACGUACAGCUUUCACCAGCCGAAGACUGGAGAGGUGACACCCAGCUGUCCAAUGCUGUGUGAGCUGCUGUAUGAGUCUGAGUUUGACAGUCAGCUCUGGAUGCUGUUUGAUCAGAACAAGAGACUGCUGGGCUCAGGGGACGCCUACCCACACCAGUAUUCUCUGAAGCUGGAAAAGGGGGACUACUCUGUACGUCUGCAGGUCCGCCAUGAGCAGUCCAGUGAACUGGAGCGCCUUAAGGACCUGCCGUUUGUGGUUUCUCACCGUCUAUCCACCACCCUCAGUCUGGACGUGUACGAGACACACCGCGCUGCCCUCAUGGCCAAGAAGAAGGCAAACUCUGUCACCUUGUGCCCGGGUGCCACUCAGCCUUUCUACGUCACAUCCCUGCCAGAUGACAAGAUCCCUAAAGGGACGAGUCCAGGAUGCUACCUGUCAGGUUCUCUCGUCGUACCCAAGAGCGAGUAUGGCAAGAAAGCUGGGCAGGCCUCUGCAAAACGACAAGGAAAGUUUAAAAAGGAUAUUGUUCCAGUCAUCUAUCACUUAAUUCCCACUCCCAACAAAGCAAAAAAUGGAGGGAAGGAGAAGGACAAAGAAGGAGACAAAGAGAAAGACGUGAAGGAAGAGUUUGCCGAAGCCAUGAGAGAUUUGAAGAUUCAGUGGAUGACAAAGUUGGACUCCAGCUCCAUCUAUGACGAACUGAUGGAAAAUUACUCUGAAUACCUUCCACUGCAUGUGCAGAGACUGCACCAGCUGGACUCAGAAAAGGAGCGUGUAAAACGUCUGAGGGAGGUCAUGUCGGCAGCAGAAAUCGUCAUCUCCCACAUCGACCAGACGGCCUUGGCUGUUUACCUCACCAUGAAGACAGACCCUCGACCGGAAGCCGCUUCUAUCAAGACUGACAUGGAGAAGCAGAAGUCGUCCCUGCUAGACGCUCUGUGCAGGAAAGGCUGUGCUCUAGCUGACCAGCUCCUGCUGCCUCCUGCGCCGCAGGACGGUGCCGCUGCAGUUCCCACGGGACAAGCAGCACCAGAGGAGGUCGUGGAGCAGGUGGCCAGCAGCUCUGAUGACACCCUGCAGAAUGCGGCCAAAGCCCUGACGGAUGUGUUUUGGGAGGUGCAGAAGUGGGCGGAGCUAACUGACUCCAAGGUAUUGAUGUUUUCGUAUAAACACGCUCUGGCGAACAAGAUGUACGGCCGAGCCUUAAAAUAUGCCUCAAAGAUGGUGGAGGAGAAACCCACCAAAGAGAACAUGAAGAACUGCAUCCAGCUCAUGCGUCACCUCCGAUGGACUCACUGCGCUACCUUCAGCGAGAACUGGCUCCCUGUCAUGUACCCCGCAGACUACACACCGUUCUAGACACACACACACACACACACACACACACAUACAUGUGCAUGCAUGGGCAGCAUGGCCACACACGGUCCAUUACGUGGUAACUUUGAUAUCAUGCCCCUCAGGGUCACAUGGUCUAUGCAUCUGACCAACCAGCUGCCUCCUGAGACUUUUUUUUUGUUUUUUGUUUUUCAAAUGUAAACGUGAAUGAACACCAAAAUAAAGGACAGCACCGAGUUUAAAUGGUUUGCACUCGACACCUUGUAAAGCGAGAGACCGUGUUCAGCGGUUACUUGUAAAUGCUCAAGUUGUUUGUUAGAAUGCCGCCACCAGAAAAACAAUAAUCAGUUAAAAUGUUUAAAGCUCUGAACUCACUUGUUGAUGCUUUAGCUCAGUGGUGUCUUCGUUAGGUCUUGUCCUUUAUUUUGUUGUCAUCUACUAAUUGGGAGGCUUUUACAUCCACCCAUCUCAUCCCACUCAGCUGUCCAGACUCCAUAUCAUAUAAAUAACUGUAAAUACUGUUUAAAAAAAAAAAAAAAAAAAAAAGGCCAGUGUGGACUCCAACAAUGCAUUUCAAGUUUUUUUUUAAAAAAAAACUGUGACCUACACUUAAGAAAACAACAGAAAACUGAAAGCAAGUCAUCAUGAUUCUUCAGUGAGAAGACAGGAAGACUCGUUGCUGCACGAUGUUGGGACAUACGAGGGCACGCUGAGUCUGCCUGAUCCCUGAAUUAAAACAGAGUCUUGGGCAGAACAUAAUCUCCUUUUUUUCUUUGUUUUUUAAAGAUUUUUCCAGCCAGACCGGGUUGAUAAAGUUUAGUCUUGUCCGUCUCAGAUCACACAAAACAGUGCUGAGGUGCCUUUCUACAUGUACCUUACAUUUUCUGAUGGGUUGAAAAACAGCGCGAUGGUUUCGAGUCCGGCAACACUCAGCCGCUUGCAGUCAUUUCACCCAUCAACCUUCGGUGUUAAAUGUGGUUUCAAACCGGCGGCAUGAUGUGUCUGUGCACUGAAUGCAGGCCGUCAGUGACUUGUCGGGUAGUAGGAAGCCACAACAACCACGCUUUGUUGUCUCCUGCUUACCUCCAGAGGUGUUGGCCACCCACUUCGUGCUGCAGUUGCCACAUUUGACAACCACCUAACAGACCUCACUAACGUAACGAUGCAGUCGUGGGCAGCAGUAAGAUGUUCAGAUUUCAAGGUGAAGUGUUCACACAGUGUUAGAGAUGUUUCUGUGUGGCAUUCAGAAUGUUGCACUUGUACACAGUGUCAUAAAAAAACUGUACAUACACGUAACAUACAGAAUAUUAAGAUGCAAUAGGUAUAUAAUACAAAUAUUAUUCUAAUUGAUGUAUUUUGCAUAUAUGCAUGUCUUUUAGGAUGUAAGGAAAAAUAGUUUUAUGUGGAAGCAGAUUUUAGUUUGUUUCAAUUUGAAAAGGUUUUUAAUCUGAGACAAGAUACUGACAAUAAUCCACUGUUACUUUCAUGGGUGUGUGUUUGUGGAUGAAUUUACGUGUACUUGUGUGCAUAUUUUCUGUACGUGAACAUUGUUCCCAACAGAGCUGAAACGAACCAUGUAGACAGGGUUUUUAUUUCUUAAAAUACCUUAUUUGCUUUAAAGGACCACACCAGUGUUUUUGUUUGUUUGAUCUCUGUUACCGCAAAUCACAUAUACUUGACAUCAUACUUGCAUGUUCUGGUGUUUUUGUUAUCUGGUGCAUUUGUAGAAGAAGCCAUAAUCAUUCAUUUAAUGUAUAUCCUUACAAAAUAAUGGUCUCAGUUUUAUCAAUUUGUCAGCGUGGCUUCUAUUAUCACUGGAAAUCAACAGCCAAGUUUUUGAUUUAAUAAUCAGCUGAUGUACGGUGGUAGCAGUUUGUGUUCGCCCUUUAAUAGUCCUGGUUUUUGGAAUUUUAUGAAAGCCAAUGACUGUACAGAAUCAAAGGUAUAAUGUAAGAUUUGCAUUUGAGGAGUUAACUUGCAGAAACACUGGUGUGGUCCUUUGAAGUAUCUCACCUGAAUCUUGUAACAAAUGGGGACAACAUAAUCAUUUUUUAUCUUUUUAUAUUCAUGAUUCUUUUCACUUUUAAAUCCAUGAAGCAAAAAGUGUGAUUUCCUGUUUCAUCUGUAGUAUGUUAUUGGUUUAACCAAAGAAUGAUUUUCCACGUUAAGCUGGUUUAAUGGUCAGCAGAAGCAUGAGGGCGAAACAAUUUGAACUGAAGAAGGAAAUCGGUUCACACUGAACGAUGAUGUGGUUCUAAUUAUCGUUUUAAGCCCUCUCACCAGUGGAGGGUCCACACUUAAGAAUGUAAAAGCAGCUGCUUUCAAGCCUCCCGUCCUCAUGGGGGUAAAAAGUCUUUUCUCGGAGUGAAUCAGGGGUCAUGACUCGUGUUUACCCAGGGGUAAGAGCUCGUUGUUUCUGUUUUUAGUUGCGACUCGUAUCACUUUCGGCUGCGGCCUCUUCAAGUGUGCAGGGGUUUGCUAGAAUCAGUUGGGUUUAGUUUUCGACAGAAUUUGUGCACAUCUGUUUUUUUUUCUGCCUCUUUGUCCUUUUUCCUCCUUUUUUUCUGUGUUUGGGUUUUCGUUCAGACAGAUCUAUCUCCAGUACACGUUGCCAAUGACCGUCUUUCCGAAAAUGGCCUUAACUUUCACCAUGGGACUUUUACCGUCCACUUCUGACACCAAACAGACUUCUCAUAUCUGUUGCUCUCACUCUGCUGGUGUCAGGAAAGACUUCAGAAAUUGCUUCUUAUGGAUGUUGAGUGUUUAUAUUUAUAGUCAUAAAAUCAAGUAAAUGCCAAUAUUUUAAAGAAUGUUGUGAGAAUAAAGUUGUAUGCUCUUAGUAUUAUUUUAUACCCAUUCUUCCACGAUGACGUGGGAAAGACCCAAACUACUGUCACACUAUUUUGUGGUCACAUGGAAUUAAGUCACAAACCAGAAAAAGGACACUGAAUAAAAUGAUUUGAAAGAA